AUGGGAGACAUGGGGGAUCCGCCGAAAAAGAAGCGGCUGAUAUCUCUGUGCGUGGGCUGCGGGAACCAGAUCCACGACCAGUACAUCCUGCGGGUCUCCCCGGACCUGGAGUGGCACGCCGCCUGCCUCAAGUGCGCCGAGUGCAACCAGUACCUGGACGAGUCCUGCACGUGCUUCGUCCGGGACGGAAAGACUUACUGUAAACGGGACUACAUCAGGUUGUACGGCAUCAAAUGCGCCAAGUGCAACAUCGGCUUCAGCAAGAACGACUUCGUGAUGCGGGCCCGCUCCAAGGUCUACCACAUCGAGUGUUUCCGCUGCGUGGCCUGCAGCCGGCAGCUCAUCCCGGGCGACGAGUUCGCGCUGCGGGAGGACGGGCUCUUCUGCCGGGCCGACCACGACGUGGUGGAGCGGGCCAGCCUGGGCUCCAGCGGAGACCCGCUCAGCCCGCUUCACCCAGCCAGGCCGCUGCAAAUGGCAGCAGAGCCAAUCUCAGCGCGGCAGCCAGCACUGCGGCCCCACGUUCACAAGCAGCCGGAGAAGACGACGCGCGUGCGGACGGUGCUCAACGAGAAGCAGCUGCACACGUUGCGGACGUGCUACAACGCCAACCCGCGGCCCGACGCGCUCAUGAAGGAGCAGCUGGUGGAGAUGACGGGCCUCAGCCCGCGCGUCAUCCGCGUGUGGUUCCAGAACAAGCGGUGCAAGGACAAGAAGAGGAGCAUCCUGAUGAAGCAGCUGCAGCAGCAGCAGCCCAACGACAAGACGAACAUCCAGGGAAUGACGGGCACCCCGAUGGUGGCGGCCAGUCCGGAGCGGCACGACGGCGGCCUCCAGGCCAACCCGGUGGAGGUGCAGAGCUACCAGCCGCCCUGGAAGGUCCUCAGCGACUUCGCCCUGCAGAGUGACAUCGACCAGCCAGCCUUCCAGCAACUGGUCAGCUUCUCGGAAGGAGGACCGGGUUCGAACUCGACGGGCAGCGAGGUAGCGUCCAUGUCGUCCCAGCUUCCAGACACGCCGAACAGCAUGGUGUCCAGCCCCAUCGAGGCCUAG
Anoplopoma fimbria (sablefish) is the source of this 1053-nucleotide messenger RNA. It is a transcript of the gene isl1a, whose product is annotated as ISL LIM homeobox 1a. NCBI's taxonomy places the organism in Eukaryota, Metazoa, Chordata, Actinopteri, Perciformes, Anoplopomatidae. The coding region runs from base 1 to 1053 and encodes 350 amino acids. Gene Ontology annotation, molecular function: cis-regulatory region sequence-specific DNA binding; DNA-binding transcription factor activity, RNA polymerase II-specific. Gene Ontology annotation, cellular component: nucleus. Gene Ontology annotation, biological process: axonogenesis; positive regulation of transcription by RNA polymerase II; neuron fate specification. The transcript has 6 exons. The record is from RefSeq and is a predicted model, not a curated record.